Molecule: messenger RNA, 636 nt
Organism: Marmota monax (woodchuck)
Lineage: Eukaryota; Metazoa; Chordata; Mammalia; Rodentia; Sciuridae
Gene: Guca2a
Product: guanylate cyclase activator 2A
Exons: 3
Coding region: 162-509 (115 amino acids)
Cellular component (GO): extracellular region
Molecular function (GO): guanylate cyclase activator activity
Source: RefSeq, a predicted model, not a curated record
GCUGCCUUGAGCCUUAUCUGAUGGGGCCUGACAGGCAGCAGAUGAGACACUGACACAAGCUCAGGGUUAUUCAGUAACCCUGACCUCUUUAAAGCCCCACUGUUUCCUGCGACAUCCAGACCAGCUGCUCCUCCAACUAGGGCUGAGAGAGAACUGCAGUCAUGAACACCUUCCUGCUCUCAGUGCUGUGCCUCCUGGGAGCCUGGGCCACCCUGGCAGGGGCAGUCACCGUGCAGGAUGGAGACUUCUCCUUUUCCCUGGAGUCAGUGAAGAAACUUAAAGACCUCUGGGAUCUCCCAGAGCCUAAGAUUGGGAACUUCAGGAAGCUUGUGCCCACCCUUGGUAAGCCUGUGGCUCCUGUGAUCUGCAGCUAUGAAGCGUUUCCAGAAGAAAUCAGGCCUGUUUGCAAGGAGCCCAAUGCUGAGGAGAUCCUGCAGAGGCUGGAGGCCAUCGCUGAAGACCCGAGCACGUGUGAGAUCUGUGCCUUUGCUGCCUGUGCUGGAUGCUAGGGCGGUGGUGUUCACUGCCCUCUCCCAACUUUGCAGGGAAGCCCUGUCUUCUGCUGGAGGGGCAGCCUGUGAUAUUCCCACACCCAGCUGCACAACCUGCCCUGCCCCAGAAUUGGGGGUGGGGGUU